This is a messenger RNA of Spodoptera exigua (beet armyworm), 540 nucleotides long. The record is from the annotation of a GenBank genome assembly. NCBI's taxonomy places the organism in Eukaryota, Metazoa, Arthropoda, Insecta, Lepidoptera, Noctuidae.
AUGGCUGAAAUCAAACCUGUGUCUAAACAGGUCCGCACUUUUCAACCUACGUAUCGACUUAAUCCAAAGAAACGGUUUGAUGCCGAGAAAAUUGAAAAAAUACUCAAAAGAGUGGUGGAUGGCGAGUUAAUAGAGAUUGAAUACAGUGAGAAAGUAGUUCCAGAUUUGUGUAUAAGCCUCGCUGACAUUAUACGUAACGCCGUUAAAGAAGAAAACUAUGACAGGUUCACAUUACAAGAAAUUCGCACAUAUUUGACACACAAAGCGAAGAAUAUUACUGAUAAGAAGACUAAAAGUAGCUUUUUAAGAUAUUGGUCCGAGACACUGAAGCGAGAUGUAUCCGCAUAUGAUACGAAACUAGCACCAAGCCACCGUACGAUAAACAAAGCAGCAUCAUACGCAGUCCUGCCACUCGUGUGCCACUACGACUUACAAAAGCUACCUACGGAGAGUGAGUGCAGCCCGUCGGGUGCUGGCAGUGGCGCGCCCGUCUUACUCUAUGCCUUUGCAAAAAUGUUCCAAAAGGGUAAAAGUUUAUAA